AUGCCUAAUUCAAUACCUUCUCACCCCAAUCAGAACCCCGAGCCAGAGCCUCUAUCCAUGUCAAGGGUCGAGACUCGAGAAACCCUUCACGAUGCCGGCCUUUCAGAAACUCCACCACCAGUGGACUACAACUAUAUCGAUGUCCAGAGUCAAGAUAAUCCUGAAUUUCCCGAGGAAUAUGUCGUCGAAACGAGGACCGGUUUAGUUCCAGAAACAGCCUUGCAACAAUUACGAUCCCGCCCUUCUUCAGCAACACUGGAUGUUGAAAAGGGACCAAAAGAGCCUGUCGACUACGUCACCUUCACAAUCGACGAUCCCGAGAAUCCACACAACUGGUCUCGUGUAUACCGCUGGUAUAUCACCCUUGUCGCCUCGGCUGUCGUGGUAUGCGUAGCCUACGGUUCAGCGGUCGUCACUGGCGGCCUGGGUCUCAUCGAGGUCAAAUAUAAUGUCUCCUUGGAGGUUGCCAUCUUAACCUGCUCAAUCAUGGUCUGUGGAUUUGCCGUGGGACCUCUACUCUGGUCUCCACUCUCCGAGAUUAUUGGUCGCCGACCCGUAUACAUCAUCUCCUUCGCACUCUACACCAUCUUCCAGAUCCCUUGUGCCCUAUCGCCAAAUAUCGGCGGGCUACUAGCAUGCCGAUUCUUGUCUGGAGUCUUUUCCAGUUCCGGACUAUCUCUCGCCGGUGGAACCAUUGCAGAUAUUUGGAAUCUCGAAGAGCGCGGCAUGGCCAUCGCCUAUUUCGCCGCUGCUCCCUAUUGUGGUCCCGUCCUCGGACCAAUUGUAGCUGGUUGGAUCAAUGUCGGCACCGGCCGACUGGACCUAUUCUUCUGGACAAACAUGGCCUUCGCAGGUGUUCUCAUGAUCCUUAUCGGCCUCGUCCCCGAGACAUACGCUCCCUUGAUCCUCAAAAAGCGCGCCGCGAAGCUUCGCAAGGAAACUGGAAACCCGAACAUCAUCACCGAGCAGGAAAAGGCCAAACCCUCUCUCAAGGAUAUCAUCCGGAUAAACUUGAUUCGCCCUAUCACCAUGAUCAUGACCGAACCGGUCCUUGAUCUCAUGUGCAUUUAUGUCAUGCUGAUCUACUCCAUGUUGUACGCGUUCUUCUUCGCGUACCCGGUCAUCUUUGGUAAGCUCUAUGGCUACAACGAUGGCCAGAUUGGUUUGAUGUUCAUUCCGAUCUUGAUCGGUGCCGGUUUUGCCCUGUGCAUUACUCCCAUCCUCGAAAAGGAUUUCAAGCGCAUCUGUGCGCAACGCGCACCAACUCCCGAGGAUCGGCUGAAGGCUGCUAUGUUUGGAGCUCCUUUUGUUCCGAUUGCACUUUUCAUCCUUGGUGCUACUUCAUAUAAGCAUAUCAUCUGGGUUGGACCUGCUUCAUCUGGUCUGGCUUUCGGCUUUGGAAUGGUUCUAUGCUACUAUGGUGUUAACGCCUACAUCAUCGACUCGUAUCAGAAAUAUGCCGCUUCGGCGUUGGCGGCGAAGGUUUUCUUGCGAUCUGGUGGCGGUGCUGCGUUCCCGUUGUUCAUCACUCAGAUGUAUGAUCGCCUGGGACUGCAAUGGGCAUCGUGGCUCUUGGCUUUCAUUGGUGUUGGAAUGGUCUUCAUUCCGUAUAGUUUCUAUUUCUUCGGGGCGCAGCUCAGGGCGAAAAUGAGUCGUGCUUAA
Messenger RNA from Penicillium pulvis, 1662 nucleotides. Its product is annotated as MFS transporter. NCBI's taxonomy places the organism in Eukaryota, Fungi, Ascomycota, Eurotiomycetes, Eurotiales, Aspergillaceae. The record is from RefSeq and is a predicted model, not a curated record. The transcript has a single exon. Gene Ontology annotation, biological process: transmembrane transport; spermine transport. Gene Ontology annotation, cellular component: fungal-type vacuole membrane. The coding region runs from base 1 to 1662 and encodes 553 amino acids. Gene Ontology annotation, molecular function: spermine transmembrane transporter activity.